This is a messenger RNA of Drosophila kikkawai, 3628 nucleotides long. RefSeq names its product PIH1 domain containing 1 (gene Pih1D1). Gene Ontology annotation, cellular component: R2TP complex; ribonucleoprotein complex; cytoplasm. Gene Ontology annotation, biological process: rRNA processing; box C/D snoRNP assembly. NCBI's taxonomy places the organism in Eukaryota, Metazoa, Arthropoda, Insecta, Diptera, Drosophilidae. The record is from RefSeq and is a predicted model, not a curated record.
AAUUGAAGCAAGUUGGCAGUCCCGUUUUAGAUUGUCAGAAAUUUGCGACAUUUUUACCGAACGUGAAAAGAAUUGUUAAUAUUCGUUUUAACUGGUGACUAGUUUCUGAUACCUUAAGCGCAAUGGCUCGUCGCUCAAAUUUCAUCGAGGGCAACGACAACUUUCGCGAGCAGAACCUGCGUUUUGUGCGGAACGAGUUCGAGGACAACAUCAACCAGUUCUUCGGCGGUGCUAAUCCGGGCGGAGGCAGCAGCCAGCAGAAGCCACCGCCGCGGGACUCGCUAAUUGUGCAGCCAACGCCAGAAGCGCUGCUUUCCUCGGAGCCGAGCCGCAACCUCGAGCUGGACAUUCGUCGACAGUUCAUUCGCGAGCUGGGCGCCAGCCGGAUGACUGCUCACGCCCUUGCAGUGCGUACCUUCAAGGUGAAGGACUUCAAUCUGCGCUACUUCCAGCGCCAAAGAUUCCGGCUCAGUGUCGAGUUGGGUGAUAGUCGUCAGAACGUUGUGGAUGCCGAGGUGCUCCGAGCCAUCGGGGAAGCUGUGGAGAACAAGGAACCGGAUCUUGAUUCCCGCCCACGCACUCCGUCGCCACCAAGAAACAUUGAUUGGCAUAACGCCAAUCGGAAUAAUUCACCGGUGCGUAACAAUGAUCGAUCCCGGCCAAGGAAUCGUCAAGGACCUGGCGACUUUCGAGGCGUCAGGGACAACAAUCGGGGAUUUUUGGAGCAACAGGAACCGGAAAGGGAACGAGAGCCUUUCAAUCGGAAUGCCGGACCAAAAAAUGGCCCAAACCAUCAAUAUAAUCGAAAUCUGAACAGCGAUAACCGAAAUGCAAAUCGCAAUAAUCGCAACACAAAUCCACAACAAGAAUUCCAGCGUAAUGCAAAUCCACACAUGGAAUUCAAUCAAAAUAUACGACAUGAAAAUCGAGAAAUGAUUCGCAACAAUCACACUCAGAUGCAUAAUCGAAAUCCAAACACACAGGAAAACGUACGCAAUAAUCGUAAUACAAGCAACAAUGAAUUUAAUAGAAGCGCUAAUUGGCAAGAAAUUAUUCGAAAUAACCGCAAGAACCAGAAUAUUAAUCGAAAUGUCAAUUCCCAGGAAUUUAAUCGAAAUCCUCAGGAGUUCAAUCGUAAUAUGAAUCCUCAGGAAUUUAAUCGUAAUAUGAAUCCUCAGGGAAAUCGUGAUCUGCAAUUAAACCCCAGGGAAAUUCGUGGGCCACUAUUAAAUCAGCGUGAAAUGCCACAAAAUUUCAAUAAUCAGGGCGCAAAUUCUCAGGGAAACCCCAAUUUUCGUGCUCGACAAUUGAACCCCCGAGAAAUGCCGCAGAAGUUAAACAACCCACGAUUCAACAACAACAAUCAAGGGCCAUACCAUGAACCAGUUAAUAAUGAUUUUAUGGAAGCCGACAUAGACGGAACUCCAAUAAUCGAUGACAGCUUUCUUGAGUCCCACCCCAACCUGGGUGAAUAUGGUGGGCCUCCACAAAUUGGUCGAAAUUAUCAGCGCAUUGUCAAUAAUAAUCAAAUAACCAUUUGUCGUCAAGAUUGGAUUGAAGCUAAUAGAAUCGAUCUAAAUAAUCUCAAUCGGCCAAAUAAUCGCAACCCUAAUGACAACUUUCGUAGGCAGGGUUCUCUGCAGUUUGAAGAUCAAGAUGAAGUUUACAAUGAUGGCCCCAAUAUGGAGGAUGAUGAUCACUUUCGUCGUCAGCAUCAUCACGGUGAAAUUAGAAAACCAGGAUUCCGAGGUCCAGAAGAUCAAGGAUUCCGAAUCUUUUCCAACGAUCGUAACUUUGAGGGCAACCAAGGAAACUUCAGAGAUCAGUGCGACAUUGAUUCUAAUUAUCAUGGACGUGGGCGUAACGAUCGCAACGAACGCCGUCAAUUUAAUGAUGAUAACUAUGAGAACGAUCGCGAACGAUCGAAUGACUCUGUCAGAUUCAGAGGCUCAAAUCACCCCGAUGUUUCACCGAAGCGUUUUCGACGUGGAUCAGGUUCGGGAGAUCGUUACCACCGCGAUCAUCAUCCCCAACCUGUAAAUCCCCAUCAAAACCGAUCGAAUCAAGGCAGACAUGCCCCAAAUACCAUACACACCACUACAAGUCAAGAUCGAACAAUGGACAGGAUCAGUAAUAGUUCUGGUCGAAACCCAAGAACAACUUCAAAGAUCAUUCAAGAUCGCAAUCCUGGCAGAAACACAAGUACUGGUGUGUCAAGAAUAAAUAUAGACCGCAACUCCAGAUCAACUUCAUUAACAAAUCAAAGUCGAAGCACAUCUGGCCGCGAAAAACCUGGUCAAGUUCGCAGUGCACCCAGAAGUGUAAAGCCUGAUGAUGCUAAUUUAAGAAAACCAACGCAAACAGGACAAAAGAAUCGAGCAGGCGAUCCACAAAGUAAUCGUGUCUCGAUCAAAACCAAACCAAACCGUUCGGCAACCGAAGCCAAAAACGUCAAUUCCAGUGCAGCCAAGACUUCUACGUCCAAUCAAGCCAGGAACAAUGCGUCUUUGGAAAACACACGUGCUGGUCAAAAAAGGAAAGCAGAGUCCAAAGAGUCAGAGUCGAAUCGUCCCUCAAAAGUGGAUUACAAACGCAAAAAGCAAACCACCUUACAGAAUGCCUUCAUAAUCGGGGGCUUUCGCCUGCCCUAUAUCAAUAACAAUGAACAAAAGCUACCACAAAGCGAGGACCAGUCCUAUGCCGUGACCUUCUUCGAGCAGACACCGAUAUAUAAUACAAACAUAUAUGCCAUUGAUGAUGGCCAAAUGGAUGACCCCGAUGAACAGGAGUCUGACGCCGAAUCCCUUGACUCGAACCAAUCUGGCUCAAAAGGAACAAAACUGAACUCAAAGAAAAUAAUACGCAACAAGCUAACUAAAGAGUGGAUGGCUGUCUAUCGGAAGAAUAAAUACAAAGACUGGUACGCUUGGUGGAAGGAUUACAAGUGGUGCGGCAUCGAGAUCAACAAGGAGCUGGCCAAGCUAGGCGAUCGCAACAUGUGCAAACGAUUCACUCCCAAGUAUCCAACCGAGGAAAUGAUGGUCAGCGAGGUAUUCAGAUGCGGGCGCAAUGGCCUUAAGAAGAAUACGUUCAAUUACUAUCGCAAUAUGCGAUCCAUUUUUUUGUUAAUGAACGAGACGUUCCUUAAGGCCCUGUCCGAGGAACAGAAGGAGCAACUGCAGGAUCUGAUUCGUUACAUUCCAAAUCAUUUAUGGCUUUAUAAGAUCCGCAGUAUGGUUUACCUCUGGGAGAGGUACCAUCGGAUUCUCAAGAACCUAGACGAAAGCGAAAUACACAAGGAAAAUGAACUCAAAGCCAUGGCGCGUCAGUGGAGGGAUCCUUUAUUCCAUUGGCUGGCUAAGCAGGCCUUUGAUGAACUCAAGGCAAUCAGCGGAGUAGCCUGGCCUGAACACAGAGAACUCUAUCACGGCCUAAUUUAGACAUUUUUUCUGACAAAAACUAAACGUGCAACAAAUUGUCGUCAUAAAUUUAAAUCUUACAUAUGUAUUAUAGUGUUUAAAAAUAAAGCCGGUUUAGCUUCGCCCGAAAUUUCAUCUUCAGUUUUGAUUUAAUUUGAUGAAACCUUUUUAAUUAAAAACUCUAAACUAUUUUCCACUUUGUUAUCCCA